AUGGCCGCCGCCACAGCCAUGGCUCUCGAUCCGAAACCCCUCCCAUCCGAACCACCACCGACGCGCCACAAGCUUGAAAUCGACCCGUCCGCAGCCGCCGCGGACGCCGAAGACGAUCUCUACUCCAGACUCAAAUCUCUGCAGCGCCAGAUCGAGUUUAUCGAUAUACAGGAGGAGUAUGUCAAGGACGAGCUGAAGAACCUCCGGCGCGAGCUUCUGCGGUCGCAGGAGGAGGUGAAGAGGAUCCAAUCGGUCCCGCUGGUCAUUGGCCAGUUCAUGGAGAUGAUAGAUCAGAACAACGCCAUAGUCGGGUCCACAACCGGUUCGAAUUACUAUGUUCGGAUCCUGAGCACAAUCAACCGCGAGCUCCUCAAGCCCUCCGCCUCCGUUGCGCUUCACCGUCACUCGAACGCCCUUGUUGAUGUCCUCCCGCCUGAGGCCGACUCCAGUAUCUCGCUCCUAAGCCAGUCGGAGAAGCCCGAUGUUACUUAUAAUGAUAUUGGAGGAUGUGACAUUCAAAAGCAAGAAAUACGAGAAGCUGUGGAGUUGCCCUUAACUCAUCAUGAGCUGUACCAACAGAUCGGCAUAGAUCCUCCUCGCGGUGUCUUGCUCUAUGGCCCACCUGGAACCGGGAAGACCAUGCUUGCAAAAGCUGUCGCUCAUCACACUACUGCAGCCUUUAUUAGAGUUGUUGGUUCAGAGUUUGUUCAGAAGUACUUGGGAGAGGGUCCACGAAUGGUCCGUGAUGUUUUCCGUCUCGCAAAAGAAAAUGCACCUGCCAUUAUUUUCAUCGAUGAGGUAGAUGCGAUUGCUACUGCUAGGUUUGAUGCUCAAACUGGAGCUGACAGAGAGGUUCAGAGAAUUCUCAUGGAAUUGCUUAAUCAGAUGGAUGGAUUUGACCAGACAGUUAAUGUGAAGGUUAUCAUGGCAACAAAUAGGGCCGACACUUUGGAUCCUGCCCUUCUCCGUCCUGGAAGACUUGAUCGUAAGAUUGAGUUCCCUUUGCCAGAUAGGCGUCAAAAGAGACUUGUCUUUCAGGUCUGCACUGCUAAAAUGAACUUGAGCGAUGAGGUGGAUUUGGAGGACUACGUCUCUCGUCCAGACAAAAUUAGUGCUGCUGAGAUUGCGGCUAUAUGCCAGGAAGCAGGUAUGCUUGCAGUUAGGAAGAACCGGUAUGUAAUACUCCCCAAAGAUUUCGAGAAGGGUUACAGGUCCAACGUGAAGAAACCCGACACUGAUUUUGAAUUCUACAAGUGA
Molecule: messenger RNA, 1257 nt
Organism: Striga hermonthica
Lineage: Eukaryota; Viridiplantae; Streptophyta; Magnoliopsida; Lamiales; Orobanchaceae
Source: the annotation of a GenBank genome assembly